Spodoptera exigua (beet armyworm) is the source of this 2883-nucleotide messenger RNA. The record is from the annotation of a GenBank genome assembly. Lineage: Eukaryota; Metazoa; Arthropoda; Insecta; Lepidoptera; Noctuidae.
CAAUACACAGAAUCAAAAUAAAAUUGACAAGCUUUUCCAUAAAAAAGUUAAAACGUCUGUCUGUGGUUAAGAUUGAAAGGAAAUGAGAAAAAGAACUUUCUGUCCAUGGCAUACGGUACAGAAUUUAUUUAAAACAAAGAAGGUUUGGUUUUCAAGUUUUACCAUAGAGUAGACUCAAAUUGAUUUGUCAAAUAAAUAUCUAGGUAUAUUUUCAUUUUGUGAUGUGUUAUAUGAUAUUUAUUAUUUAUUCAGUAUUUCGUGAUGAGUUCCGAUAAAAAAGGAGUCGUCAAGUUAUCUGACGGCUGGGUGCUUUGCACAUCAAAAUCAAAUCCUGGUAGAAAGUAUUAUUUCAAUAAGAGGACAGGUAAAUCGUCAUGGACCCAACCACAGGCUACUGAAAAGUCUGAUAGGAAACACAAAAACAAGAAAGAGAAAGUAAACAGAGAGAAGAACAAGAAGGAAGAAGCACAGAAGAAUUUAAAGAGGAAAAGCGAUGGCAAUGAAAGUCAGGAAUUGGAAAAGAAAAAGCUUAAAAAGGAAGUCACUGCCACUCCAACAAAGCAGAAAGUUAACAGCCCAUCACCACUCAAACCUAGCCCAAGUACGAAAGAGACCCCUCAGAAACGAGUAAAGAAUGCAGCAAAUCAAAGACUCUCACAGUUAAGGGCAAGGUUAUCAUUAGAAGCUCAGGAUGAGAGCACUAACAGUACAGACCAGUCCCCUAGCAAAGCAGUUAAAUCAAGCCCCACAACUGCCACCACCCCCAAACCAGCCACAGAAACGAAACCCCCAAAAGUUGAAAACAAAAGCCCUAAUGUUACAGAAAACAAAUGCACAACAUCACAGUCUCCAAGCAGUGACAGCUUACAGUCCAUACCUUCCCCUUCGCAGUUCUUUGCGGCUAACAAAAUAAUCUGCUCAAUGAAAGCACAAUUACCUGAAGAUGCAUACUGUGAUAAUCCAAAACCGAAAGACACAUUUGCGGACAUUGAGCAGGGUAUUUGCAAUCAGACUUCAGAAUAUCCAUACAUGAAGCAUCCUUCUACUCCACCACAAUUUUCACAAGCCAGCCAGCUUUUGUCUGCGAUCAAAUCUAAAUUGACUAAAGUGGCUGUUAGUAAGGAUGGGAGUUGUCAAGAGACUGUGGAGACUUAUGCAUCAGCUAGUGAGCGAAUGGAAAAGUUAAGGGCCAGUUUGUCUAGUGACCUGAUGGAAAUCGAAAGUGAUCCACUAGUUUUAAGCAGUAGUGUCAGCAUAGAAAAAAAUUGUUCAAGUGAAGGAAUGGAUGUGGAUCUUAAAGAGAUAAAGCAAGUAGCAGCACCUCUAGCGAAUUGUACAAAGGAUAACAUUAGUACCGACCUUGUAUUAGUUGUGGAUACAAAUAUUUUUAUACAUGAAUUGUCUAUUAUCAAGAAUGUGCUCAAUUCUAAUAUUAAAGGAUUUUCUGGGCAGCCAACGUUGCUCGUACCUUGGCGUGUGGUGAACGAGUUGGACAGACUAAAGGAUAAUAAUAAUUGCAAUGGCGCGGUGUGGAAGCGAGCCAAACGAGCCAUGGAUUAUCUCUACAAGUCCAUUCCCGAGAACAGCAGGAUACGAGGUCAACCGCUUCGCGACGCAAACUCCCACAUAUACCCGUGCGAGUCUCCCGAUGAUGAGAUCCUCAACUGCGCGCUGCAGCAGGCAGAAAGAGGGAAGACUGUGAUUUUGCUUUCAAACGACAAGAUCUUAUGCAGUAAGGCAGAAAUUAAUAACGUCAGGAGUCUCUCGCUGUCUGAGCUGAACGAUCUACUGGAGACUGCUCCUCAGGAGACGGAUCCUGAUGCUUUCGACAACCUGAAGCAUUACCAGGCCACCAUAUAUCAGCUGUUGGCAAACAUACUAGAGAACGAAAUGCGCGCGAAAUACAACAACUUAUGGCAGCACGUACUGUUCAAAGCGCCCCCUUGGACGUUGGCCGAUGUCCUCCAAUGUUUGCUCAAACAUUGGAUAGCCGUGUUCAAUGAGGUGUUCCCCAGGAUAGAACAUCUUAUCAUCGACUUGAAGAACUCUUUGACCUCUGUGGAUAGUAAAGAUUCAAAAUCAUUAACGGACUCUGAAGUAUCAAACUUCAAAGACUUAUGUUUAGAAGUGGCGAAGAAAUGUCAGAUAAUACCGGAGUAUAUGGAACUGGCCAAGGUGACGGUAGACCGGCUUCUGAACGACCGCGCCUGUGAUGCUGAGGACGAGAAACACGGUGAACUCAUGGUCAUAGAAGCCUUCGAAAAUGUUUGGACUGUAAUGUCCAGUUUUUGUGCCAAGUUAGCGAGUCGUUUGGGUGUUUCGCACAAUAUAGAGGAUAAGUGGCCCGGGGACGAGCCGUUGGAAGCGCUCACCACCAAGCUUACACUCUUCACCAAUCAGAUCACCGCCUUCGCGCUCGCUAUUAAAGGAGUGUUAAGCUCAGAAAACCCGGAGUCGAGUAUAGAGGCGCUGGAGCAAGCAUUCCGGGACAGUUUGCAGCUCAUUUGCAUGGACAACGAGUACAUCAACAAGACCAGACUCGCCACCUUCUGCGGUAAAUGCAGAAACAUGCUACAGGAGGCGUACACAAAGUUCGCACAGCUGACAGAACUAAUCGAAGUAUGUAAAAACACUCUUAAUACAGCCAAUCAAUAGACAGGUAUAGUCGCGGUCACAAGUCUGUGAUGUCAUAGUCUAAUAUGUACAGUAGAUCAAGUAUAACUCAGUAUAUAACGUACCUUAUAUUUAGGAUAAUUAGUUAAUUGUUUAUCAUCAUUUAUACAUACAGUUUGCGACAUAAAUAAAUCGUAAUAUCGUAAUUGUGUAUAAUUUUUUCAUAAAGACUUGUCGCUAACUGUACUUCACAGAAUAGACAGAUACACG